Molecule: messenger RNA, 819 nt
Organism: Musa acuminata AAA Group (dessert banana)
Lineage: Eukaryota; Viridiplantae; Streptophyta; Magnoliopsida; Zingiberales; Musaceae
Product: protein SODIUM POTASSIUM ROOT DEFECTIVE 1
Exons: 3
Coding region: 65-556 (163 amino acids)
Molecular function (GO): metal ion binding
Source: RefSeq, a predicted model, not a curated record
GCCUUCUUCCUUGUAGUGAAGUUGCAUAUCUCUUUCUCUCUCUCUCUCUCUCUGGUACACACACAUGAAGGCCAAUGGCUUCCUGUGCCGGUCACAUAUCGACGCAGUUUGCGUCCCCGGCGACCCUCGGUCGAUGAUAAGGCCACGGCGGCCGGACAGGACGCUGGUGGAGCACUCGAGGCUGGUCGACUUGAAGUACUCACGUCUUUUCGACUCCCGGAGAUUCCACUCCGGUGACCGGAGCCGGGCCGUCACCCUUCCGAUGGUUACGAAGAAACAAAGAGACCCACCGAGGCCUGCAAAGACGAGUACCAGCAGCGUCCCCUCCCUGCCUCCACCCAGUGACCAUGUCUUUCAGGUGGUGGUGAUGAGGGUUUCGAUUCAUUGUCAAGGAUGUGCAGGAAAGGUUAGGAAGCACAUCUCUAAAAUGGAAGGAGUGACAUCCUUCAGCAUAGAUCUGGAAUCCAAGAGGGUAAUAGUGAUGGGACAUGUGUCCCCAGUGGGGGUCCUGGAGAGUCUAUCAAAGGUGAAGAAAGCUGAGUUCUGGCCAUGCUGAAUUGAACUUAGGGUUCCUCUUGUGCAUCAUAGUCUCAAAAAGUGCAAGAGCUUUUGGAGAUGACAAGAUGGAUCAUGCUUUUCUUUUUGUGCCUAUGUUUGGCUGUUGGUUAGUAUUGUGGCAUUAGCAUAGAAAAUUGUGUUGAUUGGUAAUGCAGACCUUGACAGUCUUGUAGUUCUUCUAUAAUAUCCUCAAUCAUCAUGUUAGUUCUAUAUCUUAUGGUCACCGUAUAUAUGAUAUUGGGACUGCUGUACAUUACUCAA